AGCUUAUGCACAACUCCCCUCUUCAAACAAUCCACGCCACCCAUUGUACGUCCCCUCAGUACACCAAACCGACUCAAAAUGGCGCCAGUCUUCUCCAUAGCCGUGCUCCUCUACCCGGGCGCCGACGUCAUGGACUUCAGCGGGCCGGUCGAAAUCUUCAGCACGCGGCCGCAACCCGGCGAGCCCGAGUUCAAGAUAACCACGUUUGCGCACAACAGCCCGGUCAAAGCGGGCGCGCUGGUGUACGUCCCGCACGCUAGCUUCGCAGAGGUGGAAAGCCGGUUGGAGGAGUACGAUAUUCUGGUCGUGCCGGGCGCGCAUCCUGAUAUGCUCAAGACGUUCAUUCCAAGCGAGGAGGGGAAGCAGAUCGCCGGGCUUGUGAGGAGGUUUGCGGGUUUGAAGCCGAGGGGGGAAACGGGAUAUCGCGUUGUUCAGUCGGUGUGCACGGGCGCGUUGCUUCUCGCUGCGUCGGGGAUUCUUGCAGGGCGCACGGUGACUACGCAUCAUAUUGCGUAUGACGCGCUGAAGCAGGUCGCAGAUCAGGCUGCGGGAGGAGAGUCGGGGGUUAAUGUUGUGCGGAAGAGAUGGGUGGAUGCGGGGAUAACGGAGGCGGGGGUGAGGAUUGUGAAUGCGGGGGGUGUUACGUCGGGGAUUGAUGCGAGCUUGUGGGUUGUGGAGUUGCUGGUUGGGAAGGAGAGGGCGGCAUUGAUGGCGGAGGUGGCGGAGUUUGAACGCAGGGGCGAGGAGGGAUGGGGUGUCUAGGCUGGCUGCAUGCAGAGGGGUGGUUGAAGAAGGAACUUUUUUGAUCUAUGAAAAAGUUGGGAGGGGGUGCUUCAGUCUGUAACCCGCCUUAGCACUUAUGCCAACGUGCUCUGGCUUAGGUAGUCCGUCGGAUAAUGUUCCCUUACUCCUGAAGAGAGGCCGACCCUAGGUGCUUCUCCGUAACCUAGGGCUUUGUUUCCGUGUCUUUCGCCCACCCCAUGUACGUCUCCAAGCCUCU
Molecule: messenger RNA, 1000 nt
Organism: Trematosphaeria pertusa
Lineage: Eukaryota; Fungi; Ascomycota; Dothideomycetes; Pleosporales; Trematosphaeriaceae
Product: transcriptional regulator
Exons: 1
Coding region: 79-762 (227 amino acids)
Source: RefSeq, a predicted model, not a curated record